Messenger RNA from Rattus norvegicus (Norway rat), 1347 nucleotides. The record is from RefSeq and is a predicted model, not a curated record. NCBI's taxonomy places the organism in Eukaryota, Metazoa, Chordata, Mammalia, Rodentia, Muridae.
AUGCCGGUCUUCCUGUCAUCUAUCGUGGGAGAAAGAGCUUGUCCCUUUCCGUCUACCCAUCCUAGUGGGCUGCCUAGCUGUCUCUUUGGACUUGCUUCUGGUGGUGGCCUGUGCCCGACUGGUUCUCUCUGUAGCGCUCAGCCUGCGGAUGAUCUUUCUGCCUUAGUAUCUUAAGUGUUGAGAUUCGGAGAGGAUUGGUGAUCUAUGUGUGUUUCUUCAAGGGAGCCAACACAGAACUUCUUCCCAAAAUGGUCAAUACGCUGUUAAACGUGAAGUUAAGUGAAACGGAAACCGGCAAGCAUGUCUCCAUCUUGGAUCUGCCUGGCGACAUUCUGAUCAUCCCCCAGGCCACCCUCGGGGGCAGGGUGAAAGGACGGAGUAUGCAAUACCACUCAAACUCUGGGAAGGAGGAGGGCUUAGAGCUGUACUCCCAGUUUGUGUGUCUGUGUGAAAAAGCCGUGACCAACAACAGCAAGUGCGUAGAAGCGGGGGUUGCAGUGGCGCACGGCACGUACGGGAACAGGCAAGUGUUAAAGCUGGACACCAAUGGACCGUACACGCACCUCAUUGAGUUUUGAAAAAUUCCGUCCCACCCCGCUUCCUGUACAAAACGACCUGGUCUGUAGUUAGUUUUUUUUUGUUUUGUUUUGUAUUUGUUUUUGUUUUUGUUUUUUCUCCCUCCAUUCAUCUUGAAGACACAGAUCUGCAACAUAUUUAGGCAAGAAAAUCCUUGCUCCAACCUUGGCAUAGAGUGGUACAUUCCUUUAAUUCCAGGGCUUGGGAGGCAGAGGCAAGCAGAUUUCUGUGAGUCGGAGGUCAGCCUGGUCUAUAUGUCCUAGGACAGCCAGGACUACACAGAGAAACUCUGUCUCCUAAAACAAAACGUUAAAUAUUUAUGCUGGGCAUAGUGGUGCAUGUGCCUUUAAUUCCAGCACGACAGAGGCAGAGGCUAGAGGGUCUCUGUGAGUUCAAGGUCAGCCUGGACUUCAUUGUGAGUUCUGGGGUAGGCAGAGCUAUAUGUGAGACCCUGUCUUGAAAAAACAAAAAACUAAUAAAUAUUAAAAAUUUAAGAUACUUUUUAGAGUGAAAAGUAAAUGACCGGAAUUAGACAUCUGAGGGAGCUGCUGGAGUCUUCCUUGUGUCCUAGACUUUCUUAGCCUGUGUUUUGAUGCUUUAGAUUCCUAUUGCUCAUACACCCCAAAGUCCACCCCCCCACUUUCAUAGCUUUCCUACUGUUCUAUUUUGAAACUUAAGAAUCGAUAACUUGAGCUCAUUGUCCUUAGCUUUUGUUUUAUUGAUUCACAAUACAGUUGUUGAAAUGUAAUAAACUAUUCAUAAGCUUAGAAA